AUGCCUCGCUCCUCGUUGCGCCGUCUCACAUACCAUCCUCUGCAUUCCGUCAUGGCGCUGCUCAAUCCCAUCUACGUCCUCUUUGUGCCGUUUCUCUUCCUCGUCACCGUCCCCAUGGCCCUCUUUGCUGGCGUCACCACCACCCUCGCCUUUUCCGUCCUCAUCUGCCGCGGCAUCCUCGUCUACCUCGACCUCGCCCUGACCUAUGUCCACCGCGCCCUCCAUGGCCUGCAGGUGCCCUCGCGCCUGCACCGCGCCGCCGCCGCCCGCAGCGAACCGCCCUCACCCACGCCCUCGUACCUUGCCCUACGUCCGCGCCGCCGCCACCACCACCAUCACCACCAUCGCCGCCUCAGCUCCGUGAGCAUCUUGUCCGCCGCCGCUGGCUCCGUCACCCCCGUCAAUGACGUCGGCCUCGGCUUGACGCCCAGUAUUGGCGCCGAGCGCGACUACGAGGGCCUUGGCGGCUGGCGCGUUGGCGACGACGACAUCUGGACCACCAUCAACUCGCGGCUCGAGCUGCCCGACAGACAGCACGUCCGCCACCACCACCGCUCGCCCUCGGCAGGCGGUGCCUCCACGCCGGGAGAAGGCGGUUAUCUCAUGAUGAAGCGCCGCACACGCAGCCCAGAGACCACCACCGGCAAGAUAUCCGCAGGCCCCGUUUCACCAAACAGCUCCAGGGCCAGGACGUCGUCUACGACUCGCGUCGGCUUUGGCCCGUCCUUGACUCAAGAGGGCUAUUUCUCGCUUGUCAUGUCGCCCAAGAUGGCUUCCAGAAUGGCUUCCAAGAAAUCGGCGACGCAGCACUAUUAA
Beauveria bassiana ARSEF 2860 is the source of this 816-nucleotide messenger RNA. RefSeq lists its product as uncharacterized. The transcript has a single exon. Lineage: Eukaryota; Fungi; Ascomycota; Sordariomycetes; Hypocreales; Cordycipitaceae. The record is from RefSeq and is a predicted model, not a curated record. The coding region runs from base 1 to 816 and encodes 271 amino acids.